Messenger RNA from Myxocyprinus asiaticus (Chinese sucker), 871 nucleotides. Its product is annotated as cystatin-B-like. Gene Ontology annotation, cellular component: cytosol. NCBI's taxonomy places the organism in Eukaryota, Metazoa, Chordata, Actinopteri, Cypriniformes, Catostomidae. Gene Ontology annotation, molecular function: cysteine-type endopeptidase inhibitor activity. The transcript has 4 exons. The coding region runs from base 118 to 543 and encodes 141 amino acids. The record is from RefSeq and is a predicted model, not a curated record.
GCAACCACACACAGAAGAAAGAAGAAGACGACGACGACGACGAAGUAGUAGAAGUAGAGAGACCGUUGUUUUUCUUAGAGUUAUAUCCUCUUAAAUCAGAAGAUACUCAAGGAUAAAAUGAUGAACCUAAAGUCAGGUGUGUGCGCUCUAGUGGCGGUUUUAUUGCUGUCUGUCUAUAUUGCAGAGGUGAAUUCCGUCUUCUGCGUCGAUAGACCUGACAACAACAGACUGCGGACUGGAGAAGCGACCUUUGUUGGAGGGUUAUCCAAGGUGAAGUAUGCCACUUCAGAAGUGCAGAGGAUCUGUAAUGAGAUGAAGCCAUACGUAGAAAGACGUGUCGGAAAGAAGUUUGAUGUUUUCACCGCCAAAUGUUUCAGCACGCAGCUUGUGGCAGGAACCAACUAUUUUAUCAAGGUCCACGUCGGAGGGGAUGAAUUCAUCCAUCUGAGAGUCUAUAAAUCUCUCCCUUACAGUGGAGAAAAACUACAGCUGGAUGGAAUUCAGACCUCUAAAGUGCACAAUGACCCUAUUGUAUACUUCUAAACGAACACAGAAAUUUCUCAUUCUCUCUCAUCCAAACAAUUAGCUGCCAUACCUUUUGCAAAAUAGACUAUUAAUAUCACAACACUUUUUUUGUUAUUCAAAUAUAUAUCCAAUCUAUAUUUAAUCUAUAUUAAAGUGAACCCAAUAUUCAGCCAUUUCAGUGCCUUUAUAUGAGUUUUCUACGGUCAACAACAUGACUUUCCUGUACUAUAAAUGUAUUAUGGUGAAAUAAUUGCUCAUAGAUAUUCCAAAUCUGUUUUAUAUUAGAACAUCUGUUUUAUAUUAGAAAAUUCUUCUUUUAAAAUAAAGGCAAAUUUCAUAUUUUAAA